CCACUCUAAUUUGAGUAUAAACAAUUAUAAAUUGUGAAAAUGAUGCGGCUUAUCCAAUCUUCUUACAUACGACCACCACAAGCGAAUUGAAUCGAACUAUCGACUAUGGUAAAUCCGAAUCUGUCGUGGUCGCACCACUCAAUUUCCACACCCCAGGUGCCGAUAGACUAGCAUGUCUCAUUAAUAUUAAUAUGGUCAGCGGUUCGCCCAAAUCAUAUAGCCCAACUAGUAUCUUUGUAUCUAUGUAUCUUUGUAUCUUCCUGCUAAGGCCUAAGGCUUGUUAAGGUAUUUCGUUUUGGUUUUUUUUUUCAUUUUUUGCGCUCGGAAGAUAAAUUGGCUUUAAUUAUAUUAGUUAAUAUAUAAUCUUUAACACCAUUAAUUUAGUUGCGCGUAUUAAUUGCUGUUGAUUUCGCUUGUCAAAUCACAUUUAGUCGCCGUCUGUGCCUUAUUAAUUUUUUUUUUGUUUUCGUCUUAUUUGUUUUUAAAUUCAAGUUUUUCAAGUUGUUUUUCUUUCCUUUUCUUGGCGGGUUCUUUGUUAUUGCCUCUUUUUGACAGCAAAAGCGUGCUCUUGUGUAGACACAUUCGUGUUGGCCGCUUUUUUGUUUCGUGGUUUUGAUUAAUUUACCAUUGGCGGCUGCGAACAGAAGCCGCAUCGGUUGGGUUUCUCUUCGAGGCAUUAAUUUAUUAAAAUGUUAAUUAAUUUGUCAGGCGUUGAAUUCGCUUGAUAAAUAGUCCAAAAUAGUGGCGAGUUCGAAUGGGAAAAGUAUCUCUCUUGACUUUUCCAAAUCAACAUGGCUUAGAAAUUUACGUAUCUUAAUAGCAAUUAACUUUCCAUGUAAGUCUCCAGAAUAUGUCUGACAAGGAUAAAAAAGAUGAACCGGAACAGUUGGAUGAUGAUUCCAGUGACGACGAUGCCAACCAGACCGAUGCUAGAGAUCAGUAUUCCAAUCCUACCAUCAGUGCAUCACCCUCGAUUCUGCGACACCCUAACGCUCCCCGGCCUGAUAUUUCGAGUGCCCCCUCGGUGGUCAUUGCGUUGCCAAGUAGCGAGACGGUCGUCGCGACCGAGGAAACACCGGAGGAGCGACUCCGGCGAAGGAUGAGGUUUCUCGAGUUGCGGCGUGAGCACUACAACUACGUCAGUCACAGCGAGCAAUGCAACAUGGCGGACACGGAGGAUGAAGAUCACGCGGAGAGUCACCCAAAGUAUGAAGAGAAUUGCAAGCCCAAAUAGAUAAUUGGUUUUAAAUUAAAACUACCGAAUUGAAACUACCUUGCAAUUAAAUUGGCAUUAAUU
Drosophila sechellia is the source of this 1297-nucleotide messenger RNA. RefSeq lists its product as uncharacterized. Lineage: Eukaryota; Metazoa; Arthropoda; Insecta; Diptera; Drosophilidae. The record is from RefSeq and is a predicted model, not a curated record. The transcript has a single exon. Bases 851 to 1234 code for a protein of 127 amino acids.